CAGAGGGAAGAAUCACUGUGGAAACAUCCUACACUCACACUUUGAUACUCGCCCUGUUCUCUGCGCUUUAUUUCCUUUAACCAACCUGCUGGACUUUGGGGUUUGAACAGAUCCAUCUGAACCUGAAACCAGAUCUUAUCGUCUCAUCGUCAUUAUGGAUAUAACCAUCCAGCACCCCUGGUUCAGACGCACCCUGGGCUCCGUUCACCCCGCCCGACUCUUUGACCAGUUCUUUGGAGAGGGGAUCUUCGACUACGACUUCUUCCCGUACACGUCCUCCACCAUCAGCCCGUACUACAGGCACUCGCUGUUCCGCAGCUUGUUGGAUUCCUCCAACUCUGGCAUCUCUGAGGUGAGGUCUGACAGGGACAAGUUCACGGUCUACCUGGAUGUCAAGCACUUCUCGCCCGAUGAACUCAACGUAAAGGUGACCGACGACUAUGUGGAGAUCCAGGGCAAGCAUGGAGAGAGACAGGACGAUCACGGUUACAUCUCCCGGGAAUUCCACCGCCGUUACCGCCUCCCUUCCAUUGUGGACCAGUCUGCCAUCAGCUGCACCCUGUCAGCUGACGGCCUGCUGACGCUGACCGGGCCAAAGAUAGGCGGUGGGAGCGAGUCUGGCCUCGGCGAGCGCAACAUCCCAAUCACCCGUGAUGACAAACCCAAAGCCACUCCAUCCUCCUAGAGGAGGACUGGAGUUCCCUGAAACAGYCUGAACGGUCUGGGAUGGACCACCACAGAAGAUACCCUCUUCCUCCUCACUCCUGUCUCUGUAGUUCCUCUUAGUUCACUCUUUUAAACUUUUAGUAUUGUUGUUUUUAGUAUAACAAGAAUCAGCCUGAAAGUGAGGCUUAGGGUUUCAUCUAGUGCCGAGACCCGAUGAGACCCGGCUGAGACCCUGUCCUCCUCCUGUCCUCCUGAUCUCCUGUACUGUAGUGUAGACCUCGUUCACUGAGAAGUUCUUACUAAAGCUGACAAUAAAGCUGUAUGAUUAACAAAACCAGA
Austrofundulus limnaeus is the source of this 1005-nucleotide messenger RNA. It is a transcript of the gene cryaa, whose product is annotated as crystallin, alpha A. The coding region runs from base 155 to 685 and encodes 176 amino acids. Gene Ontology annotation, molecular function: structural constituent of eye lens. Gene Ontology annotation, cellular component: nucleus; cytoplasm. Gene Ontology annotation, biological process: protein refolding; response to heat; lens development in camera-type eye. Lineage: Eukaryota; Metazoa; Chordata; Actinopteri; Cyprinodontiformes; Rivulidae. The record is from RefSeq and is a predicted model, not a curated record. The transcript is spliced from 3 exons.